AUGCCUUGGUACAAGGUCCCGACAGGAAACUCCGCACCAACGCCCAAGUCCAAACCUUCCGAGACGACAAGGCCCGCGAGCCACAAGCGCUUCGACGGGUGCAUCCAGACGUUGAAAGCUGGCAAUUACACGGACAGCGAAUUCUUCAAAUGUUUCCGCACGUCGGAGCAAAUCUUCGAGUACGUGGAUGAUUUGGCGAAACAGAACCCAACUUUGUUGACAAAAGAAGCGAUUUCGACCACCGUUGAAGCAGCAGCGGACUCAUACAACUUGUACUUUGUACCCAUCGUCAACAUUGACGGGUACGACAUCUCGUGGAACAGCAAGCGGUUGCAGCGCAAGAAUGCGAACGAAGUCGACUUGAACCGCAACUGGCCGGCGGCCUUCAAACACUCUGAAACCGAACCAAACUUACCCUGGCACGAUAAGACCCGCAAGCCCCAACUCGCGGUCACCAAAGACAUCGGCGACCUAUUUGACUAUCCGGAUCUGCCGGUUAAGCUACGCCAAGACCUUUACGUGUUAACCCGUCACCAACGCGUGGUUAUCAACAAGUUGCGUGCCCAGAUCCCAGAAGCGAAGAACUCCGACGCCCGCAACGCCAUCCAAGAGAUCACAGACUUACUGAUCCACCGAAACAACCAAACCGAAGAACUGAUUGAAGGAGUCCUCGACCGCAAGAUACAAGUGUACCACAAGGCCCGCAAGAUCAAGGCUGAAGCGAGAGUAGAUCGAAGUUCGAAGUAG
Aphanomyces astaci is the source of this 747-nucleotide messenger RNA. RefSeq lists its product as hypothetical. Lineage: Eukaryota; Oomycota; Saprolegniomycetes; Saprolegniales; Verrucalvaceae. The transcript has 2 exons. Gene Ontology annotation, molecular function: metallocarboxypeptidase activity; zinc ion binding. The record is from RefSeq and is a predicted model, not a curated record. Gene Ontology annotation, biological process: proteolysis. Bases 1 to 747 code for a protein of 248 amino acids.